Penicillium argentinense is the source of this 1002-nucleotide messenger RNA. RefSeq names its product SGNH/GDSL hydrolase family protein. The coding region runs from base 1 to 1002 and encodes 333 amino acids. Gene Ontology annotation, molecular function: hydrolase activity, acting on ester bonds. The record is from RefSeq and is a predicted model, not a curated record. The transcript has 4 exons. NCBI's taxonomy places the organism in Eukaryota, Fungi, Ascomycota, Eurotiomycetes, Eurotiales, Aspergillaceae.
AUGCAAAUACCCGAAAACAUCUUGUCCCUACUAGCCCUCGUCACCCUGACAGGCGCAUCCCCAAUCAAAACGACGGAGAAAUUUCAAUGGUCCUCCAAAAAAGGGCUAAUUGCCUUCGGAGACUCAUACACCUACGUUCAAGGAAUCCACGGACACCAGAACUACAGCUUCAUAGGCGACGCACUCAACCUUGCAUUCGAUGAAGAGACCCUGCUCUCCAACAUGAUCGUUCAAAACCAAACUGCAACCGCAGAAGGGGGUCCGAACUGGUUAGAGUACCUCACCAACUGCGGCGUCCAAGCAGGCCUCACCUCUCCACGAACCUGCAAAAAGCAGCUUUGGGAUUUUGCCUUUGCACGGAAUCAACAGCACCCCCUCCACCACAACUUCACCGUCUCCCUCGUCAACCAAACCCUUCAAUUCAAACAAUACGCCUACACCCCCCUAAAAAAGUUCCUCAAACCCAAAGACAGCCUCAUCGCAAUCUGGAUCGGAAUAAACGAUAUAAACGACAGCUCCCAAUACGCCGUCGACUUCCCAACUUUCUACAAGAACCUCACGCAAACACUCUUCACCUCUGUCAACGAGCUCUACACCCUCGGUUACAAAUCAUACCUCUUAAUAAACCUCCCGCCCUUAGAUAAAACACCAGGAAACCAAGCCUCGAGCACGCCGCACCCGAACGCGACGCAGGUAGGAUGGUACAAUGCCGCGCUGUCCGAGCAGGCGAGUGCUUUCCAGCGAGAGAAGAGCGAUGUCGAGGUGAGGGUGUUUGAUGCGCAUACGCAGCUGUCCGCGAUGCUUGAUGAUCCUCCACGGUAUGGGCUGAUGAAUACGACGAAUUUCUGCGCUGGGUAUGAUCAGCCUGAUAUUGAUGUGAAUUAUUUGAAGUAUGGGUGUCCGACGCCGUUGGAUACGUAUUUUUGGUUUAAUUCGGGACAUUUAACUAGCCAUGUUCAUCAGAUUCUGGCAGGGCAGUUGGAGGCCUGGUUGCAGGGGUAG